GGAUCUUGGAGGGGAUCGGCGAUCCCAGACUCCCAGCCCACCUCCCGCUUCGGGGGUGAUGGGAAAUUGCCAGAUUGCUUUUCCUCAAAGCCUUCACAUCUCCACUAGGAAUGCAUGAGCACACCCUUUUCUCUGUUCCCCUUCCAGCUCUGGCUGACAAACCUCUUCAUUUUUUUAGUGUGAUGGAUCUAAAAUGAGACUUUAUUGUUAACUUUAAUAGCACUUCCUCAAAUCACUGCUCUUCAGAAUUCACAAGUCCCACUGCAGUGUUUCUACCUGAGAACUGGGCCUGGCUGGACACCACUAAGGCCCUCAGGACAUGGCCUACCAUCUAAUUUGAAGGCGCUGCCUAGAGAAUGAGGAGCGACGAGCCGGCCGUGACCAUGGAAGACACCGGCGGGUCGGACAGGGCUGUAGGCCGCCUGGGGACACCGUACUCCGAGGCCUGGGGGUACUUCCACCUGGCGCCGGCGCGCCCAGGCCACGCUACGCGCCCCUGGGCCACCUGCCGGCUGUGUGGAGAGCAGGUGGGCCGCGGCCCGGGCUGGCACGCCGGCACCGCGGCGCUGUGGAAGCACCUGAGGAGCGCCCACAGGCGGGAGCUGGCGGAAAGCGCUGCCCGCCACUCGCCGCCCUCUGCUCCGGGCCCCGCCGCGGCCGCCGAGGGCGACUGGGCGCGCCUGCUGGAGCAGAUGGGCGCCCUGGCGGUGCGUGGAAGCCUGCGCGAGCGCGAGCUGGCGCGGCGCGAGGCGGCCCUGGAGCAGGGCGAGCGCGCCCUGGAGCGCCGACGGCGGGCGCUGCAGGAGGAAGAGCGCGCUGCGGCCCAGGCGCGCCGGGAGCUGCAGGCCGAGAGGGAGGCCCUGCAGGCGCGGCUGCGGGAAGUGAGCCGGCGCGAGGGCGCCUUGGCCUUGGUCUCGGUCCCCCUGCACGUUCCGUUCAAAGAGGAGCCCCCCGAGGGGGAGCCCCCCUACGUCAUCACGAAGGUCCUCCUGUAGCUUCUGGCACCUUCGACCCCCACCCCCGCGUUCGGCGGCGCCACUCCAAAAGUGGCCCCAGCACCAGCGCCUUCAGCCUCACCUGGAAGCGGGAAUUCAGGCCGGUGGCCGCCCGGCCGCAUCGAAAUCGCCCACUG
Messenger RNA from Phacochoerus africanus (Common warthog), 1132 nucleotides. It is a transcript of the gene ZBED3, whose product is annotated as zinc finger BED-type containing 3. The record is from RefSeq and is a predicted model, not a curated record. Gene Ontology annotation, molecular function: transcription cis-regulatory region binding. Gene Ontology annotation, biological process: regulation of transcription by RNA polymerase II. The coding region runs from base 357 to 995 and encodes 212 amino acids. The transcript has 4 exons. Lineage: Eukaryota; Metazoa; Chordata; Mammalia; Artiodactyla; Suidae.